This is a messenger RNA of Coregonus sp. 'balchen', 10240 nucleotides long. Lineage: Eukaryota; Metazoa; Chordata; Actinopteri; Salmoniformes; Salmonidae. The record is from the annotation of a GenBank genome assembly.
AUGGAUCUGAUGGUGCUCAAGGCUCUGGAGAGAGAGAAGGUUCUGGAGGUUCUUCAGAGAGACAAACUUGUACGCAGCACGGACGACGACAGGAUAAGGUAGACAAUAUAAUUUACUUUAGCCAAGCAUUUCACAUUUACUGCAUGGACACACUGUAUAACAACUCCACUCAGAGGGUACAUCAGGGUCUGUGGAGACUGUGAAAAUGGCAAUGACAACAGUGAACUAAUGCUCCUCAAAAUAGUAUUCACAAUUGUUGUACCAUUGAUCAGUAAUAGUAUAAUGCAUUUAAUUGGAAUGAAUUACCAGUGGAAAACUGACAGGAAAAGUGGACGCGAAGAGCAGUUCAGUACAGUUGUUAAAACACUGCCAUCAUUACUGUAUCUCAGGUGGCUGAGGGGAGGACGGCUCAUAAUGAUAGCUGGAACGGAAUGGCAUCAGACGCAUAGAAACCAUGUGUUUAGUACCAUUCCACUCAUUCCGCUCCAGCCAUUACCACAAGCCUGUCCUCCCCAAUUAAGUUGCCACCAACCUCCUGUGCUGUACCUCCACCUGCCACCAUCUACUGUUACAGGAGGCUGAAGACAGAGCUACAGGAGAUCCGAAGGAAAGGUGGCAAGAGUUUUGCCCGGCAGUACAGCGAAAGGACGUGCGCCCGCUGUCAGAGGCCGCUGGGAAUGUUCUGGAACUCGGGCGCCGUGUGCCGAGGCUGCAGCCACCGCGUCUGCAACCAGUGUCGAGUGGGCUUGUCCACCCUGGACUGGAAGUGUACCAUCUGCCACGCCUACAGGUAGGAGGCAUAUCAGAACCGUAACAUAGACUGACAUGUCAGCACUGUAACAUAGACUGUCAUGUCAGCACUAUAACACGCGGUUGACUGUAAUAUUGACUUUAUUGACUGCUGUAACCUUUUUAUUGUUAGUAUCCUCUAUCCUUUAUUCAAUGUUUUAAGGCGUGUUAACAUGUUGAGAGAAUGAACUGACCAAAGGUACAGUAUUUCCUUUGUAAUCUAAACCAGGGCUGUUCAGUCCUAGUCCUGGAGGGCCGAAACACCUCUGGUUUUCAUCCUCUCCUUCUAAUCAGGGACUAAUUCAGACCUGGGACACCAGGUGAGUGCAAUUAACUAGCAGGUAGAAACAAAAACCAGAAGUGUUUCAGCCCUCCAGGACCGGAAUUGAACAGCCCUGGUAAAGAAAGGUCAAUUAAUCUAAAAUCCAGUUCUUCACACUUCUUAGGGAGGUUAAGAUCAGAUCUGGGGAGUGGUUUCUGGAAGAAAGGGCCAAGAAAUGUCCACCUGACACAGGUUUGUUUCCUUUACUUCUCACAUGCCCUAUUCACUCAUAAUUCAUAUGCAUAAUUCUCUCAUAAGUAAAAUGCCAGUACGAAAAAGUAAGAAAAAACUAUGCACUCAUGAAAUGACAUUUUUAAUACAUCAUACAUCAUACAGGUAGAUGUGUUUCAGUUGUUUGCUUGGUAUUUAAAAGUGGUCUUCUACAUCAUCUUCUGAUGUGUGUAUGGUUUAGAGAACUGCUUUGACUGAAUAAUGCAUUGUUGCUGUCUGCUAGGACAUUGCCCGGGAGAGUGGGAGAGGGUCCAUGAGAGUAAUAUUUAAUAGUGUGUGUGUACUAGUUUUGGCAGGUAUAGCAAUACUCUUUUAAUUUACAGAAAGGCAUGAGACUGUUGGGGAGAAACUACUAAAGUCUUACCAGAGGUUGAGGUGAGUCGAUGGGCGGUCAUAAUUUAUUGUACACUACUGUAUUAUGUGACCAUAGUCUCUGGUAGAGAUACAGUUGAAGUCGAAAGUUUACAUACACCUUAGCCAAAUACAUUUAAACUCAGUUUUUCACAAUUCCUGACAUUUAAUCCUAGUAAAAAUUCCCUGUUUUAGGUCAGUUUAUUUUCACCACUUUAUUUUAAGAAUGUGAAAUGUUAGAAUAAUGCAUUUUACAUUUACAUUUAUAUUUUAGUCAUUUAGCAGACUCUUAUCCAGAGCGACUUGCAGUUAGUGAGUGCAUACAUGUUUUCAUACUGAAUGUACCGGGCAUUCAGUAUGAAUGUAUGGAAUAGCUCCAACACUACUUUUUGCCCCGGGCCCCCAGAUAGCAUAUGACAGAAAAAUGUGUAGAAUUGUAGAAAAUGUGCUUUAAACAGCAACAUUUUCUCUCAGCCUCAUGGCAAAAUGUGAACAAAAGCAUGAGAUGAGCUAUAAAACAGCACACGUUCUUCUCUGCCCCAUGGCAGAAAGUGUAGAAUUGCAAGAAAUUAGCUUUAAAACUGCAAAAUUUUCAUAGCCUCAUGACAAAAUGUGUAGAAUAGCAUUCUAAAACUGCUAAUUGUUCUCUGUCCACCAUGGCAAAAUGUGUACAAAUGCAGGUGGUUAGCAGAUUUCACUCCGCUCCCCAUGAAAAUAUCAACAUUGUUGGGGGUGGGGGCCCCCAAAUGCGGUAGUACGGCCCUGUUUUUCCCCCUAGAAUGUUAGAUCUCUAGUCCAAGUAUUACCUUCCCCAUUCUUCUCCCUUUCCGCAUGAAUUUGAGACAACAUGUUGGAAAUACAUUACUAGGGUCCCUGCGGUCCACACAUCUUGUGACGGUCCAAGGUGUUAAAAUCAAGCUGCCCCUCUAGGGCUCGGCGAUAUGGACAAAAUAUCAUAUCACAAUAUUUUUGACAGUACGCCGGUAUUUGACAGUAUUUUAUGUUUUUAAUAAUAAAAGUUCUAAAUAUGCUUUAUGAGUAGUUCAUGACCCUAGGGUGGCAACAAAGUGAUUUCAAUGGGGCUUUCUCCGUUUACACUGUUCAAUCCAACUUCCAAAGAAAAAUCAUUUCCUGCACUUUUAUUAUUUCCACACUGUGCCACGCAGCAUGAUAUGGGCCUAGUUAAUUGGUGAACUGUUGGAAUCAUGGAAAUAUGAUUAUUCUAUAUUUAACCCAACAAAAAAAAAACACGCAACAUGCAACAAUUUCAACAAUUUUACUGAGUUACAGUUCAUAUAAGGAAAUCAGUCAAUUGAAAUAAAAUCAUUAGGCCCUAAUCUAUGGAUUUCACGACUGGUAUUACAGAAAUGCAUCUGUUGGUCACAGAUACCUUGAAAAAAAUAAAGAUAAUAAUAAUAAUAAUAAUAAUAAUAAUAAUAAUAAUAAUAAUAAUAAUAAUUGGGGUGUGGAUCAGAAAACCAGUCAGUAUCUGGUGUGACCACCAUUUGCCUCAUGCAGCGCGACACAUCUCCUUCACAUAAAGUUGAUCAGGCUGUUGAUUGUGGCCUGUGGAAUGUUGUCCCGCUCCUCUUCAAUGGCUGUGCGAAGUUGCUGGAUAUUGGCGGGAACUGGAACAAGCUGUUGUUCACGUCGAUCCAGAGCAUCGCAAACAUGCUCAAUGGGUGACAUGUCUGGUGAGUAUGCAGUCCAUGGAUGAAUAAUAAUAGUAGAGAGAAUUAUUUCUUUCAGCUUUUAUUUCUUUCAUCACAUUCCCAGUGGGUCAGUUUACAUACACUCAAUUAGUAUUUGGUAGCGUUGCCUUUAAAUUGUUUAACUUGGGUCAAACGUUUCGGGUAGCCUUCCACAAGCUUCCCACAAUAAGUUGGGUGAAUUUUGGCCCAUUCCUCCUGACAGAGCUGGUGUAACUGAAUCAGGUUUGUAGGCCUCCUUGCUCGCACACGCUUUUUCAGUUCUGCCCACACAUUUUCUAUAGGAUUGAGGUCAGGGCUUUGUGAUGGCCACUCCAAUACCUUGACUUUGUUGUCCUUAAGCCAUUUUGCCACAACUUUGGAAGUAUGCUUGGGGUCAUUGUCAAUUUGGAAGACCCAUUUGCGACCAAGCUUUAACUUCCUGACUGAUGUCUUGAGAUGUUGCUUCAAUAUAUCCACAUAAUUUUCCUUCCUCAUGAUGCCAUCUAUUUUGUGAAGUGCACCAGUCCUUCCUGCAGCAAAGCACCCCCACAGCAUGAUGCUGCCACCCCCGUGCUUCACGGUUGGGAUGGUGUUCUUCGGCUUGCAUGCAUCCCCCUUUUUCCUCCAAACAUAACGAUGGUCAUUAUGGCCAAACAGUUCUAUUUUUGUUUCAUCAGACCAGAGGACAUUUCUCCAAAAAAGUACGAUCUUUGUCCCCAUGUGCAGUUGCAAACCGUAGUCUGGCUUUUUAGGGCGGUUUUGGAGCAGUGGCUUCUUCCUUGCUGAGCAGCCUUUCAGGUUAUGUCGAUAUAGGACUUGUUUUACUGUGGAUAUAGAAACCUUUGUACCUGUUUCCUCCAGCAUCUUCACAAGGUCCUUUGCUGUUGUUCUGGGAUUGAUUUGCACUUUUCGCACCAAAGUACGUUCAUCUCUAGGAGACAGAACGCGUCUCCUUCCUGAGCGGUAUGAUGGCUGCGUGGUCCCAUGGUGUUUAUACUUGCAUACUAUUGUUCGUACAGAUGAAUGUGGUACCUUCAGGCGUUAGGAAAUAGCUCCCAAGAAUGAACCAGACUUGUGGAGGUCUACAAUUUUGGCAGAUUUCUUUUGAUUUUCCCAUGAUGUCAAGCAAAAAGGCACUGAGUUUGAAGGUAAGCGUUGAAAUACAUCCACAGGUACACCUCCAAUUGACUCAAAUUAUGUCAAUUAGCCUAUCAGAAGCUUCUAAAGCCAUGUCCUAACCGACUUGCCAAAACUAUAGUUUGUUAACAAGAAAUUUGUGGAGUGGUUGAAAAACAAGUUUUAAUGAUUCCAACCGAAGUGUAUGUAAACUUCCGACUUCAACUGUAUAAGACACAGAUAUACGCAGGUAUGUACAUUGUCAAUAUUUAAAAACAUGUCAUUUCAUCGGAAAUUGGUGGGCAAAACACUGUCCAGUGAAAAUCUCACUUUUAAAAGCUCAUUCUGUUAAGUCAUACCCAAAUAAUGUUUUUGACUUAUCCUAUACUUGUGUGGCCAAAGCAUACAUUUGUGAGAAUAUAUAUAUAUAUAUAUAUAUAUAUAUAUAUAUCUUCAAACAGUUGUUUUUUUUGUGCUAUUUCCUCAUAUAACGUGAUGUAACAUUUUUGGCUGAGACGUCUCAUUGGCUGAGCUGGCCAAUCAGCUGUUUACUUGUUAUGAAUAUUUUUAACGACCAGUAUACACCCACACCAUUCAAACACAGAAAAGCUGCUUUUUAACAUACUUAAUUUAAAGAAAAUUGGGAAGGAAAACUAUUUCACUCAUAUUGUAAUGAAUUAUAGGUCAUGUUUAAUAGAAAUGCGGAAACCCUGGACUAUUACUUGAAAUAGCAUUCCCUGUGUGUUUCACUUUCCAGUCACAUAGCAGUUGUUCCGCCAACCCCUCCACCCUAUUACAAUGGCCCAGCCUUCAGCAGAUCAGGGGUAAGGUGAAAUAAAGAUAUCUAAAUGAUCUACCACUUAAAAGGCUUUAAAAACCAACUAAAAAUGCUUAACUUAUUGUAAAAGGGCAGGAUAAACCAAGUAAAAAGGUACAAAAUGUAUGGCUAAAACUGUCUCACCUUAUACACACAAGACUCUCUCAAACAAUGACACACCUGCUGUUAAAGGCAGUUCCUUCAAUAAUUAGGUGAGAGGGACCACGCCUGUGUUCAAACAGCCACUCAAUUAACUAGAUAAUCAGGAUACAGACCCAAUUAAAGGGAUAGUUCACCCAAAUUACAAAAUGACAUUGGUUUCCUUACUCUGUAAGCAGUCUAUGGACAAGGUAUGACAGCAAUCCAUGCUUUGGUUAAGUUUCCCUGGCACUGUUUCCACAUGCCAGCAUUUUAGCAUUUGUGGCACAAAUCCCACUCAAGAUAAUAGCAUUUUUCGCGCAUCAUGUCCAAAUCAUCCAAAAGUAUCUCAAAUUGAUUGUGAAGCUCAACAAAGUCACUUAUAGAUGAUUUGAACAUGAUGUCUGAAAAUUGCUAAGAGGUGCAAUUGACAUUGUAGCUAUAGUAUUGCCUGGAAUGAUGAAUUGUUAAAAUGAAAGGGAUUCUGCAUACAGCUUGUUUUAUCCAAUAAAUAAGUUGUGAAGGGCUCACUCCUUCACAGUUUCAUAAACCACAAUUAUGACUUGGUCUGUCAGAUGUAUUGUCAAUGAUUUGGUAAUUUGGGGGUUUGGUGAUCUCUAGGGACUGAAGAAUUCCUUUAAAAAACCAUUCACCAAGUCUAUAGAGGACCUGAUGGUUUCCCUCACCAGCCAAAUGAGAAGUAAGUGACUAUUUUGAGCCAUUUUGGUAUUUACAAAUAAAAGGUCUCUGGAAAAAACAAAACUAUAUGAUCUUUCAAUGUGAAGUCAUUUUAAGUAUGUCUUGGUGAAAACUAGGAUCCAAGAAAGUCAAAACAGCGACUAAUUUCUUCUGAGCGUUAUCGCAGACCUUAACGUAAUUUGUCGAUAAGAUAUCAGUCGUUUGUGCUUAGGAAACCGCACCUAGGAAACAAGAUAAGAUAUGACAUCUAUAUUGAAGCUUGUUCGCAAGCAGCACGUCAGAAGUGCUACAUUACGGAUGGAGAAGGUCUGUGUGUGUUAUUCGCCCCACCUUUCGGGUUGCAGGGUUCUCCAGGUCGCAAGAAGAUGUGCGAGUGAAACAGGAUCUUCUUACAGUGGACAACAGCACUGGCUGGAAAAGCCUCUCUGACACAAACAUCAACAAAUCCAUCAAUGUAAGAGAAACCAAAUACAUAUCAACCCCUCGACUUUGUCAAAGUAUCACACUAUCAAGACAUACAUUUUUCGCUAAACCCCUGAGGUAAAAUCAAAGAGACCCCACCUACAUGUUCAAAACCAAGUGAGAUAUUGAUCGUAUGACACUGACAACUAUUUCAGACAGGAAAGAGGGAGACUUUAGAAAUAGCUAUUGGAACAACCUUAAAUAAUAAUACACAUUGCCAUCUUGUCAAGAGGUUCAAGCCUCUCGGUGAAAUGGCUAAGAUGUUGGACUGACAGACGCAGGGACCCGGGUUCAAGUACCAGUUGCUCUUUGCCCAAAUUCACUAGAAUAUGAACAAAAGUAUACUAUAUUUCAACAGACACAACAUCUCUCCUCACAGCUUACCAAAGGCCCCAGUCUUCCCAACCUGUUCAAGAAGAGCCGGAAUGAUGACCAGAGCAGUUUUUCAUCAGGGGCCGAUGAGGCCCAUUCCCUGGGCUCAGAGUGCUCAGGGGGAAAGAGGGUGAGUUGAGUGGCCUGAUGAUGGAGAAAUAAACAACACAAGGACUUGUGCAAAACUACACAAUUUAUUUGGCAUAUGAUUAGAUAUGGAUUGUUGUUAUGUGGACAUGUCUUGCAUAGCUGCAUAGUCUUGUAGCUGGCGGAGAAGCUAGAAAGGAAUGCAUCCAAAUCAUCUGCAUGCUUAACUACAGAAUAGACCUGCAUUGUCUAUAUGUUGUCAUGACAUCCUUUUAAAGAGGCAAUAUGACAUUUUGAUCUGUAUUAAAAAAUAAAUAAUCAUAUUACAGGGCAGUAGUGCUAGUAGCACUGCUACAGACUAUGGUCUCUUGGAGAUCAACAGAGUGACGGGGGAGCUAGAGCUCGCCAUCGCCUUCAACCACAACACUUCCUGCCUGGAGAUCACAAUCAACGGCUGCAGAAACCUUGCGUAUGGAGACAUCAAGAGGAAGAAGUGUCAUCCGUAAGCAUUAUUACUCAAUACACCAGAUCAUAGAAAUAGGCCCACCCAUCAUUGAAUGCUGACUUGAAUGGGGAGGCCCAUUCUAGUAAUUCUAUGUCUUUGAUACCAGAUUUGUACUCUCUGUUGUACUGAUAUAUCCAUUUGCAAACUAGAUCUCCUGUACUGUAUGUGUCACCAUCAUGGGCAGGUAUGUCAAGGUCUACCUACUGCCGGAGAAGUCUCAGAGCAACAAACUGAAGACAACCGUCAAGAGGAACACAACGGAUCCCAUUUAUAAUGAAAUUUUACAGGUAAGGAGACAAAUCUGGGUCAUGUUCAUUAGGACACACUACAAAACAUAGCAAAAACUUUUUCAACUGAAAAUCAAAACAAGCUUCAAAUUGGUGUCUAAAGAAUACCCUGAACUGGCUUAAAAGUGUAUGCACACAUGACUGUAAGUCGCUUUGGAUAAAAGCGUCUGCUAAAUGGCAUAUUAUUAUUAUUAUUGAGUGAAAUAGGCUACAUGGCAAUGAAAUAUCCUGUGUUUCACCCACCCAUGUGUUUUAUUCCCUGAUGCACAGUGCCAGAUGGAGAGCCCCCUGUUGUCCAGGAGUACUCUGCAGGUGUCUGUGUGGCACUGUGGGACCCUGAAGAAGAAAGUGUUCCUAGGAGAGGUCCUCGUCCCGCUGGAGGGGUCUAUAUUUGAGGAGAGCGCCACCCAGGGCUCCAACUGGUACCGCCUGUGUCCCAAGGUAGGGUAUAACUGCUGAUCAUGAAGCAACAUUCACACAAUACCCUUUGGUAUCUUUAUAAAACAAUAUUUUUGGUUAAGGAAAAAGUUUUGUUCAACUAGCUUGUAUGUCUCCUCUGUCCUCUCUCUGUCUCACUAUUAUUUCUCACUUGGUCAAUAGCCUGAGAGUCCAGAAGGGAGUGCAGUCGAGCAGGAUACAGCAGGAGAACUGCUGGUCAGAAUGAAGUUCACCUCCUUGUCCCAGCUGUCCUGGGUUUGCCACACAGAUGGUAAGCUGACUCUCUACCGUUCACGCACCAAAAGCAUUUAAAUCUCAGUUUAUCCCUGUUUUAUUCUGUUUUCGCCCGUUUGAUGCCUAAUAAAUAAGACCUCAUUUUGAAACAGUUUACAGUGUUUUUACAGCACUAGGCGUCAGACGAUCCUUAUAUUGGAUUGAAAUGACCUUGAUGUCUUUUGUUCCUCCUCACAGAGGUUCAUAUUGGACCACAUGACGUUGGUCAACUGACUGUUCUCGUCAAUGGUGCCAAAAACCUGCCCACUAAAGCAAACACCAGUCAGAACACCUAUGUGAAAGGGUAAACGUAUGAUUAGUGUGUGUGUUUGCUGGGGUGUGAUAUUGUUAUUAGACUGUCUGUUCUAGGUGUGUUGUGUGUGUGUGUUCUGGUGUGUGUUUAUGUAUCUAUGCGUACAUUUGUGCGUGUGUGUGUUUACAACUAUAUGUUUAUUUAUUUUUGUAUUUUAGGUGCCUGGCUCUCCCCGGGCCCAGGGAGCUUGUCCAGAGGACCCCUGUCCUGAAGAAUCCCAGUCCAGAGUGGUCUCACCAGCUGCUCUUCAGCAGGGUCACGCCCUACGACCUCCAGAUCAGCACUCUGGAGCUGGACCUCUGGGACCACGCCCCCUUUACCUUCUCAGACCGCCUCCUGGGCUGGGUCAGAAUGGAAGACGGUAAUAUGGCUGUCUGUCAGUCUUUCAAUGACUGUUAUACCUUUACAACUAUACAGUAGAUUUUAAUCCGUUUGCAUGAAAAUGAAAUGGUCUAAAUAGAAAAGUUUGACCAGGCCCAUUCAAGGGGGCUCGAGAUGAGAUACAACAUACAUUAUUUGUUUUUAAAUUCUUAAAAUGUGUUUACUUUAUCUAAUACCAACUCCAGUUGUCUAAAAUGCCAGACAGUCUGAGUCAAACGUCAAUGAGAAUUGAAUUAACAAGAGCACAAAUGUCAUAUUUCACACUAAUGGAAUUUAGAGAAAGCCAUCUGAGGAAACGGGUUUCACCUAUUUCACUCUCAGGGUAUUGAGGGCUCUUUCUCCUCAGCAUAUUUUCUCUCUCUCUCUCUCUCGGUCUCUCUCUCUGUGUCUCUGUCUCUCUCUCUCUCUCUCUCUCUCUCUGUCUCUCUCUCUGUCUCUCGCUGUGAUGGACUCAGUUUAGUGCAGUCUGGUUUCACAGAACUAUAUAAAAAAAAAUAUAUCUUUGUGAGAGGAAGCAAGGAAUGGGUGGUCCUCUGUAGCUGAGCUGGUAGAGCACGGCGCUUGUAACGCCAGGGUAGUGGGUUCGAUCCCCGGGACCACCCAUACACAAAAAAAUAAUAAUGUAUGCACGCAUGACUGUAAGUCGCUUUGGAUAAAAGCGUCUGCUAAAUGGCAUAUUAUAUUAUAUUAUAUAAGGAAGGACUGAUGAUGUCACUGACCUGGCACUCUCUGUUAACCACAUGUCUCCCAGGGUCAUCAUGGCAACUGGUGCUGCAGACGCCCAACAUGUGGCAUGACUUCAGUUUACCCAUGCAAGCCAACAUCAACAGCAGGAGAACAUGAUGAUGUCAUCAGAGUCAACAGGAAAAAAAAGCCCCUGGACUGGACACUGUCUCCCCACAAGAAAGACAUCAGCAUUUUAAGGGCUCUAUUCAAUCCGUACUGCAGAAAUUCAGCGUUACAGCGUG